Messenger RNA from Ustilaginoidea virens, 942 nucleotides. RefSeq lists its product as uncharacterized. Lineage: Eukaryota; Fungi; Ascomycota; Sordariomycetes; Hypocreales; Clavicipitaceae. Gene Ontology annotation, biological process: maturation of 5.8S rRNA; maturation of LSU-rRNA. The coding region runs from base 1 to 942 and encodes 313 amino acids. The transcript has 2 exons. The record is from RefSeq and is a predicted model, not a curated record. Gene Ontology annotation, cellular component: preribosome, large subunit precursor; nucleolus.
AUGGCGUCGGAUGAGAUUAUCUGGCAAAUUAUAAACCAGCAAUUCUGCUCCUUCAAACUAAAAACGGACAAGAACCAGACGUUCUGCCGCAACGAGUACAACGUCACCGGCCUCUGCAACCGGCAGUCAUGUCCGCUCGCCAACUCGCGGUACGCCACGGUGCGGCAGCACCCUACCAAGCAGACGCUGUACCUGUACAUGAAGACGGUCGAGCGGGCGCACCUGCCGUCCCGGAUGUGGGAGAAGAUCAAGCUGUCCAGCAACUACUCCAAGGCCCUGGAGCAGCUGGACGAGCGGCUGGCCUACUGGCCCAAGUUCCUGGUGCACAAGUGCAAGCAGCGCCUGACGCGGCUGACGCAGGUGCAGAUGCGCAUGCGCCGAAUCGCCGCCGAGGAGGAGCGCCUCGGCGAGAGGCUGGUGCCCAAGCUGGCGCCCAAGGUGCGGCGUCGCGAGGAGGCGAGGGAGCGCAAGGCCGAGGCGGCGGCCAAGCUGGAGCGCACGAUUGAGCGGGAGCUGCUGGAGCGCCUGCGGCAGGGGGCCUACGGCGACCAGCCGCUCAACGUCAGCGAGGAGGUGUGGAAAAAGGUGCUCAACGCCAUGGAGCGGGACGGCGAGGGCGAGCGAGACGAGGACAUGGACGAGGGCGUCGUGACGGACGAGGAGGCGGAGGCGGAGGCGGAGGGGGACAGCGAGGGCGACAAGGAGGUGCAGUACGUGUCUGACGUGGACGAGAGCGAGGUGGAGAUUGAUGACUUUGACGACUUGCUGGACAGCGAGGAGGAGGAGGAGGAGGAGGAAGACGACGAGGACAGCGAGGACAGCGAGGCGGCGAGGGAGGCGACCGGCGGCAAGCGCAAGCGCGGCAAGGCCGUCAAGAUGAGCAGCAAGAAGCGCAAGCCGGAGAUGGACAAGCUGGCCCUGACAAACGACUUGUCGUGGUAG